Messenger RNA from Loxodonta africana (African savanna elephant), 6495 nucleotides. It is a transcript of the gene MID2, whose product is annotated as midline 2. Gene Ontology annotation, cellular component: microtubule. The record is from RefSeq and is a predicted model, not a curated record. The transcript has 10 exons. The coding region runs from base 157 to 2214 and encodes 685 amino acids. Gene Ontology annotation, biological process: protein localization to microtubule. Lineage: Eukaryota; Metazoa; Chordata; Mammalia; Proboscidea; Elephantidae. Gene Ontology annotation, molecular function: zinc ion binding; microtubule binding.
GCUAGCGCCGGAGCCCGAGCGAGCGCUGCCGAGAGAAGCGAGCGGCCGGCGCCCUCCGUCGCGCCGCCUAGGAGAUGGCUGGCACCCGGGAACGCUCUGGGUGAAAGCCCAGCCUCUGUGGUUCUUAAUGCCUCAGCAGGAUUAUUUUCACUAAAGAUGGAAACACUGGAGUCUGAAUUGACCUGUCCAAUCUGCCUAGAGUUGUUUGAAGACCCCCUUCUGCUCCCGUGUGCUCAUAGCCUCUGCUUCGGCUGUGCCCAUCGCAUCUUGGUCUCCAGCUGCAGUUCUGGUGAAUCCAUUGAACCCAUUACUGCUUUCCAGUGUCCUACGUGUAGGUAUGUUAUCUCACUGAACCACCGGGGGCUGGACGGCCUCAAGAGGAAUGUGACCCUGCAGAACAUUAUUGACCGCUUCCAGAAGGCUUCAGUAAGUGGGCCCAACUCCCCAAGUGAGAGCCGCCGGGAGAGGACUUACAGGCCCAGCACCACCAUGUCUAGUGAGCGAAUUGCUUGCCAAUUCUGUGAGCAGGACCCUCCCCGGGAUGCAGUGAAAACAUGCAUCACCUGUGAGGUCUCCUACUGUGACCGUUGCCUGCGGGCCACGCACCCCAACAAGAAACCUUUCACCAGCCACCGGCUGGUGGAACCAGUGCCAGACACGCACCUUCGAGGGAUCACCUGCCUGGACCAUGAGAAUGAGAAAGUGAACAUGUAUUGUGUAUCUGAUGACCAAUUGAUCUGUGCCUUAUGCAAACUGGUGGGGCGUCACCGAGACCAUCAGGUGGCAUCCCUGAAUGAUCGAUUUGAAAAACUCAAGCAAACCCUGGAGAUGAAUCUCACCAACCUGGUUAAGCGCAACAGCGAACUAGAAAAUCAAAUGGCCAAACUAAUACAGAUCUGUCAACAGGUUGAGGUGAACACUGCUAUGCAUGAGGCAAAACUUAUGGAAGAAUGUGACGAGUUGGUAGAGAUCAUCCAGCAGAGGAAGCAAAUGAUUGCUGUCAAAAUCAAAGAGACAAAGGUUAUGAAACUGAGAAAGUUGGCACAGCAGGUUGCUAAUUGCCGCCAGUGUCUUGAAAGGUCAACAGUCCUCAUCAACCAAGCUGAGCAUAUCCUGAAAGAAAAUGACCAGGCACGGUUUCUACAGUCUGCAAAAAAUAUUGCUGAGAGGGUCGCUAUGGCAACUGCAUCCUCUCAAGUUCUGAUUCCAGACAUCAAUUUUAAUGAUGCCUUUGAAAAUUUUGCUUUAGAUUUUUCCAGAGAAAAGAAAUUGCUGGAGGGGCUAGAUUAUUUAACAGCCCCAAACCCACCAUCUAUCCGAGAAGAACUCUGUACAGCUUCCCAUGACACCAUUACAGUCCACUGGAUCUCGGAUGAUGAGUUCAGCAUCAGCUCCUAUGAGCUUCAGUACACCAUAUUCACUGGCCAGGCUAACUUCAUCAGUCUAUAUAAUUCAGUGGAUAGUUGGAUGAUCGUGCCCAACAUUAAACAGAACCAUUACACAGUACAUGGACUCCAGAGUGGGACACGCUACAUCUUCGUUGUUAAAGCCAUAAACCAAGCAGGCAGCCGGAACAGUGAACCUAUGCGACUAAAAACAAAUAGCCAACCCUUUAAACUGGACCCGAAAAUGACUCACAAGAAGUUGAAGAUCUCUAAUGAUGGAUUGCAGAUGGAAAGGGAUGAAAGCUCUCUGAAGAAGAGCCAUACUCCAGAGAGGUUUAGUGGCACCGGGUGCUAUGGGGCAGCAGGAAAUAUAUUCAUUGACAGUGGCUGCCACUAUUGGGAGGUGGUCAUGGGCUCCUCAACAUGGUAUGCUAUUGGUAUUGCCUACAAAUCAGCUCCAAAGAAUGAAUGGAUUGGAAAAAAUUCCUCUUCAUGGGUCUUCUCUCGCUGCAAUAGUAACUUUGUGGUGAGACAUAACAACAAGGAGAUGCUUGUGGAUGUGCCCCCGCAAUUGAAGCGUCUGGGUGUCCUCCUGGAUUAUGACAACAACAUGCUGUCCUUCUAUGACCCAGCUAAUUCUCUUCAUCUCCAUACUUUUGAUGUGACCUUCAUUCUUCCAGUUUGUCCAACAUUCACAAUCUGGAACAAAUCCCUAAUGAUUCUGUCUGGCUUGCCUGCCCCAGAUUUUAUUGAUUACCCUGAGCGGCAGGAAUGUAACUGCAGGCCUCAAGAAUCCCCUUACGUUUCUGGGAUGAAAGCUUGCCAUUAAGUUUCAAGAGAGCAUGUAACUCACUGGCUCUCCAGUCUAGCAGUCUUUUUCCCUCCCAAACCUCAGUUAGUGUUCAAUAUAUGCGAUACAAAAUAAAGUUUGUUUGAAGCAUCCAAAAUAACUAGAUAUUAUAGAUUUAAUUUUUGUGCAUUAAAGCUUGUAUCUGAAUUAAUGUAUUGAGUUUCUCAGAAUAAAUUAUCUGCAUAGUCUGGUUUCAAGCCACUGGAGAAGUUUAGGGACUGCCUCUCUUGUCAUUGGAGAAUUAAAAAUUCCCAGUGAUUUAGGAGUAUAAAUGAUAUUGGAAGGAAUUAGGGUAAUUCUAGGUAAAAAACAUAGGAAGGGGUUCUGAGCAAAGGGCUAGCCAGCUGGGGGUAGGUGGGAGGGAGGUCAGGCUUUUUAGUCCUGGCCAAUUUGGCCAAGUAGAAUUUUGAACAAUGUCAAAUUAUAACAUGUUUAUACAUAGCUUUUGAUAAAAACCUACAAUCGAGGGUUUAUUAUAAUGAAAACAUGUAUGUGUAUACAUAAUAUAUAGUGAAUAAAUAAUAUAUGAUAUAUUCAUUAUAUAUAUUAUAUAUACAUAAUAAACAUUUUAAUUUGCUCAUUUGAGUGAGAAACGUACUGAAAGGGAAAAUAAACCAUCCAUUUUUGUCCCCUAAAGAGAACAACAAAAUCAGUCAACAUCUCUCAUUUCCCUUCAUCCAUCCCUUCUUCCCUCCUGUCCCAAACACAUACACAAACAAUCAUGACGUAGGUAAUGGGAAGAGCUCUAGGUAGGAUUAGAAGUGAUUUGGGGGGCAAGAUUGCACAAGAGAUGCUAUUAUUAGAAAAUUGAUUCAGGUAGAAGUGUUUGUAGCAAAACUUCACUGAUGAUGCUACUCAAUGGAGAAGGUCAGUCUGAAUUGCUGAAAAUUCUGUUACAGAAUAUUUUAAAGAAAAACUGUUUUAUGACUCUUGAAUAUAUACAGUUACUAGAAUUAGGUUUAAAAAAGUUUACAUAAUGGAGUUUCUUUAGGAACCUGCUUUAAUUAAUCAGUAAGAAUGGAGCACUAUAUAUGCAACAACUAUUUGCAUAUAAAUGUGCGUAUAUUUACUGAUAAAACACUUCUGAAGUGCUUGAGAAUGCCUGCAAACAAUUUGUGUUUUCUUAAGUAGAUUAGAUAAUCAUUCCUCUUGCAAUCUUGUUUACACUAUUCAUUGGCUUAGCCAAACCUGCGUGACAAAUGCAGAGGUAAAUUUCAUCCCAGUCCUCACCAGCAUAGUUGAAGUGAAUUGAGCUUUAUGGUGUGGGCUUUUGCCAGUUCCGUUUCAGGGACUGAGGAUGUCUGAGAACCAGAGCCUUCUCCUUUCCAGGAGCUAAAUCUGCUUCAUAGAGUCUACUCUUUGGGAACUGUGAAAAUAUUACUGCUGUUACAAAGUGGUAGCUGUAACAACUCCCCAGAUUGGCGCUUCUCCCUUCUGCAUUUCCACCAGGUGGGCGAACAUUCAUUUAUUAAUUCAUUCAACAAACUACAACAUGCCAAGUACCGUACUACUUCUGUGGGAGUGCACAUAGUACUAUUCUGUAGAAGAGAAAAAGUAAAUGUAAAUCCCCCAAAUAACAGCUAUUAUUAACAAUGUUUAUUUCUCAAACAGAAAGCAAGAAUGAGGUAGAUAUAGAAGGCUAGAUCGGACUUACAUAUCUAGUGACAAGGCAAGGUUUUGGGUUUCAAAGACCAUGUGUACUUACUGUUAAUCAGGAAGUUAACAACCUCAGUAAGAUUCAGCAUGAUGGUAAGUAGUGUACUGUGAUGGAAAGCUCGUUGCCUUUGGACUGAAAUAAUCUCAGUUCCUCCACCAUUUACUAGUGGUGUGGCGUAGGGCAAGUCACUUCACUUCUCCGAGCCUCAGUUUCCUCUUCUGUAAAAUAAUACCUACCUCACAAGGUGGUUGCAAAAAUUUAAAAAGACUGCAUAUUUAAACUGCCUAGCACAGCACCUGGCACUUGGUAAGUGUGCAAUACAUAUUAAUCCCUUCUCCCCCCAGCCCCAAUACAGUGUAGUGGUGCUUUAAAAAUUGUGUGUCCUUCGUUUCUAAGUUACCCUGGUUUCUCCCCUAGGGCCUAUAUAAAAAUUCUUAAACACAACAAAUGAUGCUUUUCCCUUUCAUAAAAUCAUUCACCGCCUUCCAUAAGUAGAAGGUAUCAACUCCCUAGUGUCUGGCUUUUCGAGAUCCUGCUUGCUUUCCCAGCUUCAUCUUUUGCUACUUUCCCUUUCAACUAUUUAUAUAGUUGUUUUCUGGGCCUGGAUCAAAGAUAUUUUUAAAUUUUUUGAUGCCCAGGGUAAACAGUAGGACUUGUCUUUAAAAUAAAGGAAGAUUAUGAAAAUGCUGGAAGCACAGAGCACCCACACCCUAGUCCAAUUUCUUUUCCCUUGCCCUUAGACCUUCCACACCCAUGUUUUGUACCCUUUAGACUUUAGUGCCCUGGGGCAAAGCUCCAAUUUCCCCACCCUUUUGGACUACCAUUUCCUACCCCCACCCCUCUCAACCAGGUUAACUCCUGACUCCCUAGACUGGUUUAUGUGGCACCCUGAGCAUCCCCUCAUCUCUGGUAGUAACUGUAUUGUAUAGCAGCAUUUUCCAAAGUGUGGUCCUUAGACCACCUACAUUAGAAUCAGCUUUGGUGUUUGCUAGAACAACAGAUGCCUACCCCCUUCCCUGGCCUUAUUUAAUUUAGAGUAGGAAUUUACAUUUUUAACAAGCUCCCCAAGUGAUUCUGAAGCACACAAAAGUUUAAUGUAUAUUAAUUAUUUUCUCUAUUGGACUGUUAAUUCUUUGACGGCAAAGAUUGCGUGUUUCAUUGUUAUUGUUGUAUUUUUAACACCUGGCAUAAUGUCUGUAACAGAGUAGUUUCCUGGCUAAUGUUUAUUGAAUGAAUGAAUGAUCAAGGCUUCCUCUUGUACUCUGAUGUCCAUGCUGGUCUUUGUUAUUUCCUGGGCAGAAAAGCUCGGUUACCCCUUCAUUUGGCCUGCAUUAAGACUAUUUCACAGAUACACCAGGGCUCAUACAUAUAAAUGACCAUUGCCUCCCUCAAAAGCCCUUUGGAAAUUAUCUUGGGGAAUUGUCUUUGGAGCAUGUGGCACCAUUCUUUUCAAUCUUUUCAAAUUUUGUCUUUGAAGGUGGAUUUAAGUUUUGGUUAUAGCCCCCAUUCAGAGCAAAGCCUAUUAAAGUGGGAAAUUAAACAGGAUUUGGGAUAAACAAGUUUGACUCAAGUCCCGGCUUCUGAGCCAAAUAAUGAAAAGUGCAUUCCAAGAUACAACAUGGGGGCAAAGUACUCAGUAGGGGUGUGGUGAGUCCUAGAUAUAUACUUCAGUAAAUAUAAGACUUUCAAAGAAUCCUAGUAAUGCCAAGGACCUUAGGAGUAGUCAUUGACUACUUCUUGCUAAACCCAGUUAAACAAAGGGAAUAGGGCCUGUAUUUAACAUCUUCAGGGAAUAUGACUUGAUAAAUAUUUUUCGUUAUUGCUCUACUCAAUCCACUACCCUACAACCUUUCUUCUAGCAAAGCAUUCUUUUCAUCUGCAAUUUAUUUUCACCUUUUUAUAUUGUCUUACUGAAGAAAGCACAAAAAUAAUAAAAAUAAUUAAACUUGUUUUGAGAAUAUGAAAGAAAUUUUAAUGCCACAUUGGGGUCCUGACUACUUGUAAGAGUUACUGCAUCUGGAUGUGUUUUUGUCAUGUAAUUCCAUCGUGCAAUUUUGGAUGCAGUGAAAUUCAGAUUGCAGCAAAAUCAGUUAUAUUUUCUUUUCAGCUAAAACACAUUAGGUGAAUUUUUUAAAAUUUCAUGGUGUGUGUGUGUGUGUGUAUAUAUAUAUAUACACACCUGGCUGGAUCUAUCCAUGGAUGGAUUUUUUGAUAAGCUCAAAUAUUUGAUAUCUUUUCCUCCAAGGAAUGGGUGAAUGUGAGGCAUGUAUAUAAGAAUAUAUAAGAACCACUCCCACACUUAUUUCUAGCUCCUGAAGCCAACUUACAGCCUCUGAGCCACUGGGCUGUAUUUGGCCAUGGUAUUACAGGUUGUCCAGAUUGGCUGCCAUCAGAUCAGGUAAAACUGAAGUUGGCCUGCCAACUUCAGACAUAUGCUGUAUUGUUAUUGGCUGGACUAUUUAUUUGACUAUUGUUGGAUUAUUUUUUACCAAAUGCUUUACCCCUUGUUUGUACUGGGAGUUUUGGUUUCUCCUAGUGACAGAAAUCUGAGUAUAUGCGGAUUACACAGUCUCACCCCUCUCUAAAAUAUCCCAGACCAUUCA